Messenger RNA from Rotaria sp. Silwood1, 1062 nucleotides. The record is from the annotation of a GenBank genome assembly. Lineage: Eukaryota; Metazoa; Rotifera; Eurotatoria; Philodinida; Philodinidae.
AUGACAAUGCGUUUGAAGAAUAUUUCCGAUCAACUCUUUUCUAUUUCCUCCAUCUAUCAAUUUUCGCUUUUACUUCCACAUGAAGUUGAAUUAUUACAUGAUUUGAACCAUACUUUUCUUGAUUAUGGUCAUAUUGGUUGUAUUCAUGGGGAUUUUGCUGAUCAAGCUCAUUUACAUCCUCAAAAAGUGGCGUUAGUUUUAGAAAAUGGAUCGCUGACUUAUGUUGAACUGCUUUUCUAUGCUCAACAGUUAGCUAAUUAUUUAAUCAUUAAAUGUGCUGUUCAGCCUGGUCAAAUUGUUUGUCAAUUAAUAGAACGAUCUUUCGAAAUGGUAAUUGGGAUGAUCGGUAUUUGGAUGAGUGGUGGUAUUUAUACUCCUUUGAAUUUGCAUGAUCCUGAUAAGCAACUGAAUGCAUACAUUCAACAGACUGAUGCUCAUUUCAUUCUCGUGCAUCAAACUACACAGAAUCAGCUUCUUUCUCAAUGUUUAAUGAUCAAUGUUGGUCAAGUCAUUUGUUUCCAUCAUAUAAACGCAGAAAUAACAACAUACAUUGAUUCUAUCAAUGUAACACCUGAACAUAUCUCACAUAUUAUUUUCACAAGUGAUCGUUCUGGCUUACUAAAAGCAGUUCAACUUCGCCAUCACAAUUUUAUUUCAAGUGUUCGUUCCAAUCAUAUCCACCCGAUGGAUACUGUUCUUUAUCAUACAUCAGUUAAUUUCGAUAUUCAUUUAUUAGAAAUCGUUGAAACUCUAAUAAUGUGUGGUCAAGCAAUUCUACUUCAUCCAAAUGGCAAUCUUAGAGAACCCUUGAUGACUAAUACUAUGCGCAAUAUGUUGAAUUUUGUAAAUGAGCGCUGUCGAUUUUAUAACUAUUAUGGAUGUACAGAAUGUACAGGAACAGUAAUGCAAUAUAUUGGUGAAAGCAAUAAUGAUGAUGCUGAGUUUUUACCAAUUGGACGACCUUUACCAAAUAUUCGCAUAUAUCUCUUGGACGAAUAUCUUCAAUCGGUUAUACCUGGUGUCCAAACAGGUGAAAUCAUCAUUGGAGGUAAUAUUUCAUAG